Molecule: messenger RNA, 1836 nt
Organism: Medicago truncatula (barrel medic)
Lineage: Eukaryota; Viridiplantae; Streptophyta; Magnoliopsida; Fabales; Fabaceae
Product: licodione synthase
Exons: 2
Coding region: 138-1700 (520 amino acids)
Molecular function (GO): heme binding; iron ion binding; monooxygenase activity
Source: RefSeq, a predicted model, not a curated record
AUCAAACUAAUUUGAGAGCAAUAUAUCCUUGGUAGCUCCUAAACCUCUUACGCUAGCUUCAAUCAUAUAUAUAUAUUAUUCAACUAUAUUCCAAAGUAAAAUUUUACAAUUCAACUAAUAUACUAUAGCAACAUAUCAUGGAACCUCUACUAUUGGCCUUCACAUUAUUUCUUUCAUCACUCAUUUGCUACAUUAUUUUCCAGCCAAUUUUAAACCGUCAAAAAAACCUCCCUCCAUCUCCUCUAUUCAAACUUCCGAUCAUCGGCCACAUGCACAUGUUAGGUCCCCUUCUCCACCACUCCUUCGACCGCCUCUCCCAAAAAUACGGACCAAUAUUUUCACUUAACUUUGGUUCCGUCCUCUGCGUUGUUGCAUCCACUCCUCACUACGCAAAACAAAUCCUUCAAAUCAACGAACAUGCCUUUAAUUGUCGUAAUGAAUCAACUGCAAUUAAACGCCUCACCUACGAAGCAUCCCUAGCUUUUGCACCCUAUGGCGAAUAUUGGAGAUUUAUUAAAAAACUUAGUAUGAACGAACUUUUGGGCUCUCGUAGCAUUAGUAGCUUCCAACACUUGCGUUUACAAGAGACUCACAAUCUCCUUAAGUUUUUCGCUGAUAAAGCGAAAAACUACGAGGCUGUGAAUGUGACACAAGAGUUGCUAAAGUUAUCAAACAACGUCAUAUCUAAAAUGAUGUUGGGGGAAGCUGAGGAGGCUAGGGAUGUUGUGCGUGAUGUGACCGAGAUUUUUGGAGAGUUUAAUGUGUCGGAUUUUAUUUGGUUGUUUAAGAAACUUGAUUUGCAAGGGUUUGGGAAGAGGAUAGAGGAUUUGUUUAUGAGGUUUGAUACGUUGGUGGAAAGGAUUAUUACUAAGAGAGAAGAGUUGAGGAAGAACAAAGGAAGGAAAGAAAAUAAGGGUGAGCAAGGUGCUGAAUUCAGAGACUUUCUUGAUAUAUUGCUUGAUUGUGCUGAGGAUCAAAAUUCAGAAAUAAAAGUUCAAAGGGUUCACAUCAAGGCCUUGAUUAUGGAUUUUUUCACAGCAGGAACAGACACAACAUCAAUUUCAACAGAAUGGGCAUUAGUUGAGCUAAUGAACAACCCUUCAUUAUUACAAAAAGCUCGUGAAGAAAUAGACAAUAUAGUAGGGAAAAAUAGACUAGUAGAUGAAUCUGACGGUCCAAAUCUUCCUUAUAUUCAAGCCAUAAUAAAAGAAACAUUUCGUCUACACCCACCCGUCCCUAUGGUCACUAGAAGAUGUGUCACGCAAUGUAAAAUUGAAAAUUAUGUGAUCCCAGAAAAUAGUUUAAUAUUUGUCAAUAAUUGGGCUAUGGGAAGAAACCCAGCUUAUUGGGAGAAACCAUUGGAAUUUAAUCCAGAAAGGUUUCUAAAAAAUUCAGCAAAUUCCAAUGGGGUUAUUGACGUGAGGGGACAAAAUUUUCAGAUUUUGCCAUUUGGGUCAGGAAGAAGGAUGUGUCCUGGAGUUACUUUAGCAAUGCAAGAAGUUCCAGCUUUGCUUGGUGCUAUAAUUCAAUGCUUUGAUUUUAAUUUUGUGGGUCCCAAGGGUGAGAUUUUGAAGGGUCGUGAUAUUGUUAUUGAUGUGAAUGAAAGGCCAGGAUUGACUGCUCCUAGGGUCCAUGAUUUGGUUUGUGUUCCUGUUGAAAGGAUUGGCUGUGGUGGACCUCUUCAAAGCCUUGGAUACUGAUUGUUUCUUCAAAUUUUCAUUGGUUGACAAUGGAUUUAUUUGAAUAAAAGUAAUGAUGAUGUACUUGUUUUCUUUUAUGCCAUUUGAUUUGUUAUUUAGAAAUUUUAAUAAAUUCCACAAACGAACAUCUUAAGUU